CGGUGGAGGAGUGGGGAUGUGACAAACAUUUCUCCUCAGCCAUUCCCAUUCAUCAAGAACGAGAGCUCGUGCGCGCCAGGCGGUGCACCGUAGGCUACGUUCCACCAGCUGAGACUCUAGCCGCACAUUGUUUCGGAUGAUGUCACUCCUUUUUUUUUGAGCAGUUGUCUUGAACCAGGAGGACGCCGUUGUUUUGCGGUGACAGAUACGGUUGGGUGGGAAGGAUAUAUCUUAUUGCACGGACAAUCGAGGAAAGGCGAAACGACUUGACUCAGACCCUGGUUUGUGUGAUGAGGUUCACACCGCCCGCCACUGAUGCCUGCGAACUCGACUGCUGCACCAUCUACUAUAAUAAUGGCUACGAAGUCUACUAUAUUUGCGCUGUUGUUGAAAUAAGGUAUAUUUCACCACACAGCUGACAAGCCGAAAGUGAACCUUAAACAUUGCUGAUCUCUAAAUAUAGAUAGAUGUUAAAUGCAAACCUUGUUUGCCGUAUCUUCGACAGUGGAUGGAUGACUUCUCCGGAUUCGAACACUCGCGUAUUCAUCCUCCCAGCUGUGCUCUUUUGACAGCUGUUUUUUUUAGCAUCUCAAUUGACAGGGUAUUUGUCUCUGUUUAUGCGAAAGCAGAUGAUAGCGUUGUGAAACUAAGGGUAACCACCGUUUGGCUUUCAUAAUCUCUAAUUUGUCUUGUUUGGGAAUGGAACUGGGCCGUGUUCAACAGUUCUGUAAAUGGCUAGCUCGAUCUAGCUAGCACGCUAACAUCGAUACCAUCCGGAUCAAGUAACGUUAUGUCAGUGCCGGUGCUAGUUAAAACAAAAAAGCGAAAAAUGAAUAUUUGACUUUUCGAUGCCUUCACAUUUGAUACUUUUCUAAAAUAACGUGAAUCUAUUUAACCUUGGCUUUUGAGCGGAAAUAACUACUGGACUGGAUUUUUUGGGGGGUGAGGCCGGAGCAUGACAAACAUUCGAUACAUCAUCCUUCCAUCGCGGUGCCCUGUCAAGUCCAAUAAACCGCCGUGUGAGUAGAAAUUCCGGGAAGCUCACAUCAGCAGAACAUUAUUCAUCGGACGCUCCUUCUUGGGUGUCUGGGCUAGAGGUCUAACUAUCCCCAGAGCAAUAACGUCGGAGGUAGACGAAGGACGUUGUCUUCCCAUCUCAGGAUUAAACCAUGGCCAAUGAACCGGUCAUCCUUAAUGUGUAUGAUAUGUACUGGAUCAACGAGUACACUUCCACAUUGGGUGUCGGAGUGUAUCACUCAGGCAUAGAGAUCUACGGCCGAGAGUUUGCAUACGGGGGACACCCAUACCCAUUCAGUGGCAUAUUUGAAAUAAACCCCGGAAACGCCACCGAGUUAGGAGAGACCUUCAAGUUCAAGGAGGCUAUCGCUUUGGGCACUACUGACUUUGCAGAGGAGGAUAUGGAUAAAAUAAUGGAGGAACUGGGCAGGGAUUUCAAGGGCAACGCCUACCAUCUGAUGCACAAGAACUGUAACCACUUCUCAUCCUCCCUGUCUGAGCUGCUGUGCGGACGGGAGAUCCCGCGGUGGGUGAACCGGCUGGCCUACUUCAGCUCCUGCGUGCCCUUUCUCCAGACCUGCCUCCCCAAGGAGUGGCUGACCCCCGCUGCCCUCCAGAGCCACAUCAGCAUGGGGCUCCACAAGGAGGAGCAGGCUGGCGAUUCCAGCGACGAGGACCCCAACUCGCCGUCAGGGCCCAGCGGGGCCGGGGCCGGCAGUGGGCCCUCACACAGCUGUCGCCACACACGGGUCUGAAGUGAACCUGAUGACAUGUGGGUCUGAGGAGCAGCCAAUGGGACACACACACUCUCUCUCUCCAUGACCUCUGACCUCUGGGCCAGAGAGUCAAUAUGGUAGAAGGUCUGACUGCGUAACCACCUGACCUCAUAGUAUCAUCUCUGAGAAGAGAAACGGGUGACAAGUUAACCGACUAGUGCUAACUAAAUAGAGCUGCUGGGUCACAGGACCUGCGAAACCCACAGAUCCUUGGAUCCUUUCUCUGGCUCUGUUCCCUUGAGGUUUUGGUAGAUUCAUUCUGGGGGAUUUGUUCUAGUUUUGUUGCCAGACUAACUCCGAGCAUGGCUCUCUUUCAGACUCAACACAGCUACAGUUUUACACUGUACACCUGGGAAACCUUUGAGUAUUUGUCUUUUUUCAGAAACUUUUAAACCUUCGCCAGCCUUCAUCCCAGAUUCCCCCCAGAGCUGCUGCUUCUGUAGACUAAAUGUAUAUCUGCCCCUAGAGCCAGGAUGUUAACAGUAUAGCGAUACCUGCAAGUAUCACAACAAGGAAAAUGAAGACAAAGCAUAUUUAACAAUUUUUUCUUAUUAUUAUUUUGGUGUGGUUGGUUUUUGUCUUUGCAUUGUAUUGGAAUACUGCUAAUCUGAUCCCAUAGAGAUGCACUCCAUCUGACUUUUGUCACAAAUGGAACCCUAUUUCUUAUGUAGUGCACUACUUUUGACCAGGACCAUAGGGCUCUUUAGGGAAUAGUGUGCCAUUUGGGUCUAAGUGUCUCUGUUUGAAACUACUGGCUGUAGUGGCUUUAGCACGAUGUUACCCUCUGCUCGUCUCAAGAGGUAUUUAUUCAAUAACCUCCUUGCUUGGCCUUCAGUUGCAUUUCUUUGUUUUGUUUGUUGACGUUGACCUUUGGCCAUUUUAGACGUCUUAGGAGCAGAGCCAUACAUGACCCAAAUACGUGGUCUGUUAAGGAGUACCUACUAUUGGGAUAUAUUACCCUCGGACAUUCCUGUUCAAUGUCAUUUUUAACCGGAAACGAUGUGCCAAGAGCAAACGAGUCAACGAAAACAAAAACACAUCUUCAUUGGUGUUGGAUUAUAUUCAUUUUAAUGAUGAAAUUUGAUACUCGAAUUAGUAUUUGGGUGUCCAUUUUAUGGUCCUAAGACUUUGUCUGCCCACUGUAUAUUUUGCAGUUUACUACCAUCAUGUGUAUUAAAUACCAUUUUCAGCAUUUACAUACUUCCUCAAUGGAAAACAUUUAGUCCUUCAUUGGAAGAUGAAACGGAAGCCUGAUCAAGACAGCGCAGCUGUGAAAAUGAAACGAAAACCUGAUGAAGACGGUGCAGCUGUGAAAAUGAAACGGAAACCUGAUCAAGACGGCGCAGCUGUGAAAAUGAAACGGAAACCUGAUGAAGACGGCGCAGCUGUGAAAAUGAAACGGAAACUUGAUGAAGACGGUGCAGCUGUGAAAAAGAAACUUGCACCAUGGUCCAGCAGCAGAUGUUGAAUCACAGGCCUUUGUUGACACUUAUUGAAACUCCAACUGUCUGGGCAUUGUGUGAAGGAACAAAAGCUUUGUUUGGUGUGGGUGUGUCCCUGAAUUUGACGUCCUGCAGGUCAUGUCCUGAACUUCAAGUUCUACUCAAUUACUGUUCGAUCAAAAUAAAAAAUAAAACAGUGCUGCUUCCAGAACAGGCAGACACAACGCUACGAGGUCAUCCUUCUUCCGGACCAGGCAGACACAACGCAACAAGGUCAUCCUUCUUCCGGACCAGGCAGACAGACACAACGCAACAAGGUCAUCCUUCUUCCAGACCAGGCAGACACAACGCUACAAGGUUAUCCCUCUUUCCCACAGCCCUACUGCAAGUAUUCCAUGUCUUUUGUCGGAGAAGAAAAGUGGUUUCACCGUGCCUCCUGGCUCUACUGUAUGUCUUCCUCCGUCUCUCCAUCCUUUGAUCCCCAGCCCCCUCUCAGGAAGGACAUUGCAUGUCCUAAGUUUGUUACACACGAUUCAUUACACACUUCAUGACCGGGCAAACAAGGAAAAAUAAAUUAUAUUUAUUUGUUUAUACUUAUAUUUUUAAAUAAUCUAUAUUUUUAUUUCUUUUUAUUUGUAGUGUCAUUUAACUACUUUAUUUUGCAUUAUCAGGCUGAUUUUGUUUUGUUGGAAUUUAUUUCCAUGCUUACCAUUGAAAGCACUUUUUACAGAGAUCAGUCUGAUACAGUUUUCUAUUGUAUUGUGUCAAUUUUAACCUCAAUUGGUAUGUGCUUUUUCUGAAUUGAAAAACAAUGCCACAAUUUUAAGAAUGGAAAUAGAAAAUAAAGAUUCAAAUAAUAACAGUAACUGUCCAGUCCUUGAGUCUGUGUUGCAUUGCAUGUAAUAAAGCCACGUAGUCUAAAUUCAAAAGCGGUAAUUGUGAGGGAAAUCAUCUGCUAUGUUUUUUGUGUUUGUUUUUUUUUAGGACUAAAAAUAUUAUAUAAACAUUAACAAUCCACAUUUAAGGUUUUACAUUAUCGGCCACAAAAAUAACAGAACAAAUAUCAAAACAACAUGUAAAG
Esox lucius (northern pike) is the source of this 4316-nucleotide messenger RNA. RefSeq names its product deubiquitinase DESI2. Bases 1170 to 1772 code for a protein of 200 amino acids. NCBI's taxonomy places the organism in Eukaryota, Metazoa, Chordata, Actinopteri, Esociformes, Esocidae. Gene Ontology annotation, biological process: protein deubiquitination. The record is from RefSeq and is a predicted model, not a curated record. Gene Ontology annotation, molecular function: deubiquitinase activity. The transcript is spliced from 5 exons.